Tribolium castaneum (red flour beetle) is the source of this 606-nucleotide messenger RNA. RefSeq lists its product as hypothetical. Bases 89 to 508 code for a protein of 139 amino acids. The record is from RefSeq and is a predicted model, not a curated record. Gene Ontology annotation, cellular component: ciliary base. The transcript has 3 exons. NCBI's taxonomy places the organism in Eukaryota, Metazoa, Arthropoda, Insecta, Coleoptera, Tenebrionidae.
AACGACCAAGACAGCAUGUAAUCUUUCAAACCUGUCAAAUAAAUUCUAUUUUUUUGCCUGUUCAAAAUUCCUGUGUUUUAUUGCAAAAAUGGCACCCGUUAUGGGGGUUGGGGCCCUUGCCUUCAUGAAGGAGCAGUUUGAGAAGGAUUUGAAACAUUUUAAAGUUUACGAUACGUACACUCCGGACUUUAAUAAAACUUUACUGACGAGUAAGUUUUACUCAAAAUAUGAGGGUCAGAAUAGUGAUGAUGUGGCGGACCCCAUACUUAUGGAAAAAAUCAAGAAAGUUAAAUAUGGCACACCGAGGGACAGGCAUCCCUGGCCCUCCACAGAAAACCAAUGUUAUGGGUGGUUCCAUGAACCCCUAGUACCCAUCGUUUGGGAUGAUAACAGAUACUACCACCCCCGCAAAUCAUCAGAUUUUAUCAGACACGAGUUACAAUUAAAAAUGGAUGAAUCAGCCUUACCUAAAGUGAAAUUUGCUGGAAUUCCCUUCAAAGUCCAGUGAUCCAAAAUGUGUGCUCCCACCCAAAAAGUCACCUAAAACACUCCCUGAAUUAUCAAGAAACGUAAUUCAAAUAAAAAUAACUCACUUUUUGUAAUGUA